This is a messenger RNA of Hyposmocoma kahamanoa, 694 nucleotides long. RefSeq names its product cuticle protein 8-like. The record is from RefSeq and is a predicted model, not a curated record. Lineage: Eukaryota; Metazoa; Arthropoda; Insecta; Lepidoptera; Cosmopterigidae. Bases 16 to 627 code for a protein of 203 amino acids. Gene Ontology annotation, cellular component: extracellular matrix. The transcript has 4 exons.
GCACAGCACAUCAACAUGUUUGCUAAAGUCGCAAUCAUCAGCAUUGUCGCGGCAAUCUGUCACGCUGCUCUUCUAGUAGACGACAAUCACCACGCUGUUUCAUCGCAGAGCAUCGUCCGACAUGAGCCACACCAAAUUGAUACUCACUUCGCGGCUCCAGUCUUUCACGCUCCUGUUGUACACGCUGCCCCUGUCCUCCACUCUGCCCCCCUUGCCCAUGCCACGCCCGUGGUCCAUCAUUCUGUACCACUGGUACAUGCAGCACCUGUUGUACAACAUGUAGGACCUGUUGCUAUUGGACAAGCCCACCGUGUUGAAGAAGAGCAGGCCCCUGCCCAUUAUGAAUUCUCGUACUCCGUCGAAGACCCUCAUACUGGUGAUCACAAGUCCCACCGCGAGUCCCGCGAAGGCGAUGUUGUGAAAGGCGAAUACUCCCUGCUGCAACCUGACGGCUCUAUUCGAAAAGUUGAAUACACUGCUGACGACCAUAAUGGAUUCAACGCGAUAGUACACAACACUGCCCCCAACGCACAAGCUGCUCCCCCUGCUCCCCCAGUUCACGCUACCCCUAUAGUCCACUCAGGUCCCGUAGUCCAUGCUGUACCCAUACUGGCCCACCAUCAUUAAAUUUACAACAAUAUUGCGACUGUAAUAAGAUAUUAAUUUAAAUAAACUACUAGUUAUAUUCAUACUC